Messenger RNA from Lecanosticta acicola, 1818 nucleotides. Lineage: Eukaryota; Fungi; Ascomycota; Dothideomycetes; Mycosphaerellales; Mycosphaerellaceae. The record is from the annotation of a GenBank genome assembly.
AUGUCCUCCAAGGCAACCGACGGCCGCACGCGAGGCUCCCUCGUCCAUCGCACAUCCUCCUCAUACCACUACCAGACCUUUCCUACCGCACCGCCCAGGAACGCUGGCCGCCCGCCGCCCAAGAGGGAUCUGUCCAAGAGCAAUGGAGCACCGCCCUCACCGCCCUCACCACACCUCAGUCGGACUGACUCGCACGACGACUCACAGCACCACCACGAGACCCCCUUACCGAAGGCACAGCUCGCGAUACUGGCCAUCAUAGCCCUGGCGGAGCAGACGGCGCUGAACAGCAUCUCGCCGUAUCUUCCCGACAUGGCAAGCUCAUUUCCCGAGGUCGACGAGGGUGAGGUGGGCUUAUACGUUGGCCUGAUAGCCUCUUCAUUCGCCAUGGCUCAGUUUGCAACAAACUUUCUGUGGGGAUGGUUAUCGGACAGAAUAGGCAGGAAACCGAUUGUUCUGACUGGAACAAUCCUGACGGCCGCCUGCUUCAUCGCGUUUGGCUUCUGUAGGACAUUGUGGCAGGCCAUCCUGGUACAGGCGCUCAUGGGUCUGGUGAAUGGCAACCAGGGCGUUAUCAGCACCUGUCUGGGCGAGAUCACGGACCGUUCCAACCAAAGUCGAGCCUUCACUUACCUGCCAGUGCUCUAUGGCGUUGGAGGCAUAACGGGACCGCUGGUGGGAGGACUGCUGGUGCUGAGAAACAACCCUUUCAAACCCAGCCAACCCAACCCGUAUCCAUACCUGCUGCCGAACUUGUUCUCCGCCGCAGUGCUCGUGAUUGACUUUAUCCUGACCGCCGUCUUUCUGGAAGAAAGCCUGGACUGCUCGGAGGACCUGCCGCCGCUUCGGAGGAGGGUGGAGAGCUUGUUCUCCUGGCUGUGGCAGUUCACGAGCUCAUACACUCCCACGUAUGUCCGGAGGGCUGGCAAGAGCUCAAACCACUCAUACGGGACGAUCGAUCAGGAGGAUAUGGACGACGAUGACAACGAUGAAGAUGACGAUGACGAUGAUGAUGAUCACCACAUGAGCAACUCGGUACCGUCUUUCAUGGCCACGAAUCACGAGACGCUAGACAAGAGUGAGGUCUUCAGCCGCGAUACAAUCCUACUCCUGGUUUCCUACCUCAUCUUCCAGCUUAGUAACAUUAGCUACAACUCCCUAUAUCCGAUCUUUAGCGAAGCUCGACCGCCUACAGGACGAGGCCUCAGUCCCGAGGAAAUCGGAACCAGCCUGGCAUUCGCGGGUCUAGUGACCAUCGUCUUUCAGGUCGGCAUCUUCGGCAAGCUGCGUGAGAAGAUUGGGAACAAAAUCACCUACCGCGUUGGACUGGCUGGCUUUGUCAUCGCUUUCUUGCUGAUGCCCUGGGUCGGGUACAAGGACAAUGCCGACGGAAUGGGAGAGGGUACCGAGAUGGGUAAAGUCUUGCUCUGGAUCGAAUUGGGCGGCGUGCUUAUCAUCAAGACCGUCGCAUCGGUCGGCGGUCUCACUUCUGCGCUGCUGCUCAUCACCAACAGUGCUCCUUCCCAUGCUGUGCUGGGUACGCUCAAUGGACUAGCUCAGACUCUCUCAGCCGCUGGUAGGGCCGUCGGACCCUUUGUCUCUGGUGCUCUCUUCACCGCGGCUACACACGUCGAGCCGAAAGGCGAAGCUCUCGCUUUCGGUAUCUUUGGCGGGAUCAGCUUUAUUGGCUUCCUCAUGUCCUUUGGCAUCCGAAAUCCAGACCUGGAAAGCGAUGCUUGGGAUGACGAUGAUGAUGACGACGAAGAGGCCAUCGAUAGUGCCAGCGACACGGAAUCACUUGAGCGAAGACGACGAUGA